AUGGCCCCCCUUAAUACUCUUCGAUGGAGCCCGAGGAUAGACGACAGUCAUCUGGGGCAAUUCCUGACUCUGGACGCCAGGGGGCUGCGCACCCACUCUGACGAGAUAAUCCAGCUUCGGCCUGGGCAGAAUCGGACUGCUGCAUGGUCGCGAUCCAGGGUUCCUCUCGGGUACGGGAUGCACAUAGUCAGGUUUACUCAGUUCGAGCAGGGGUGCAGCGUGGAGACGUACAUCUCUGCUCAUGAUACUCACGAGAGCUACCGCAAAAAUGGAUGUCACAUACACACGAGACUGUGGUACCGGCCGGAACACUGGCCAAGGGUCAACGGCGUGCCGCAGGUCAUGGUUACGAUUCAGGACAGGAACCAGUUCAUGAUAUUCCAGUGGAAGGAGGGCGAGGAGCCCAGGGACCUCAACUCGGACAGCCCCAACCCGUCGUCCUGGGGCCAGCCGCUUGUGUGGAUUACGGCCGAGCGCGACCAUCGGGGAACCAGAACGCAGGCGUGCAGCCUCGACGACGUGGGCUUCUACCCGACUCGCCUGACCACCAAGAUCCGAUUCUGCGCGGUGUCCGCCUGCCCCGGCUACGAGAACUGCGCCAAGAGGAAGGGCCACGAACAGUGCAUGGCCUUGGCCACCCGCGUCGAGAACGGUGACUACGUCGAUAGGCCCUACAUCGCCGUGAGGCAGGUCCGCACGUUCUCGUGUCUUAGCGGAGACUGCUCAUCCGGGAUUCCCACCACCACCUGGCGUCCUCCUGCCAGACCUGUUCGCCCCAAGGUUACGGAGAAGUCUGCGACUACGCCUGCAUCGCCAAAGGAGUCGAAGAAGCCUAGGACUAGGCGCCCAAAGGGUCGGAAGAAGAAGCCUGGAUCUAAGUCGAAGGGCCCGAAAGAUCCGGCAAAGCAGCGGCCAACGCCACCACCCUUGGCUCCGGGGCAGCCUGCGUCUGGACCUGAUCCCGCAGGAGUCCCGGGGGGUCCUCAACCCGUCGUCCCUGACCGCGAGCGGGGCAGGCCUACUCAGCCGAAGGUCGAAGGAAGGGCACACGUCUUCGACGGCUGUGGCUACCACAACGACGACCACCACUGGAACGACUUCGACCCCGACCCCGGCGUCAACUUCCAUCAAGGCGACGGCUUCCACUCAGGUGACAAGUACUGUGAAGACCACCACAACGGCUGCGACCACGACCACGACUUCGACCACGGUAUCAACUUCCACCGAGGCGGAGACUUCCACUCGGGCGAUAACUACGGUUCAGACUUCCACAACGGCUACGGCUUCGACCACAACUACAACUUCGACCUCGGUAUCAACUUCCACCCUAGCGUCAAUUUCCACCGAGGAGACGACUUCCACGCGGAUGUCAAGUACGACCACCACAAUGACUACGACUUCGGACCGGACGACUUCAACAACCCCGGCAUCGGUUUCGACCGAGGUGACGACUUCCACCCGGACGAAAACUUCGACCGAGACAACAACUUCAACGAAGGCGAAAACUACAACUACCACACCGGUUACGACAGCGACCCGGGCGGUAACUUCGACGACCUCGACCCAGCGGACUACCUCGACCAAGACGACGUCUUCGGCGGUAACAUCUUCAACGAAGAAGACGUCUUCGACCAAGGCGACACGUAUAGCCAAGGUGACGUCCCCAACGAAGGUGACGCCUUUAAAGAAGGUGACGUCCCCAAAGAGGGUAACGCCGCCAGCGAAGGUGACGCCUUCCAAGAAGGUGAUGGCUCCAAAGAGGGUAACGCCCCCAGCGAAGAAGAAGACGUCCCCGACCAAGACGGCGCCCCCGGCGGCCUCCCCGAUCAAGACGAAGUCCUCGACUAA
Purpureocillium takamizusanense is the source of this 1848-nucleotide messenger RNA. RefSeq lists its product as uncharacterized. The record is from RefSeq and is a predicted model, not a curated record. Bases 1 to 1848 code for a protein of 615 amino acids. Lineage: Eukaryota; Fungi; Ascomycota; Sordariomycetes; Hypocreales; Ophiocordycipitaceae. The transcript has 7 exons.